This is a messenger RNA of Vicia faba (fava bean), 678 nucleotides long. NCBI's taxonomy places the organism in Eukaryota, Viridiplantae, Streptophyta, Magnoliopsida, Fabales, Fabaceae. The record is from the annotation of a GenBank genome assembly.
AUGAAUGAUAAAAACAAACUAGCUUGUAACGUGAAUCCGAAAACGACAACUCUUCAAAGAUCAUUCAACGAAGUUCGCGAAGGAAGGUAUAUUAAGUUCCUGCUUUGGUUUGUAGGGGGAAUGGGAGGAGUAGAAAUCUUGUGCAUAUUUUUGUUGUGGUUUUUCUUUGUAAGAUCAAAAAAUAAUUUAGAUGCAAGAGUGUAUAAUAAUAUUUCCAUAAUUGGUUUUAGAAAAUUCAGUUAUUCUGAAUUGAAAAAAGCAACAAAAAAUUUUAAUCAAGAGAUUGGAAGAGGUGUAGGAGGAGUUGUAUACAAAGGUGUCCUGUUGGAUGAACGAGUCAUAGCAAUGAAGAAAUUAGCGGAAGCUAAUCAAGGCGAAGAACAGUUUCUCGCGGAAGUAAGUAGCAUUGGAAGCCUUAACCAUAUGAACUUGAUUGAACUGUGGGGUUAUUGCGCAGAAGGAAAACACAGAAUGCUUGUGUAUGAGUUCAUGGAAAAUGGUUCUUUAGCAGAACAUUUAAGGUCUAAUGGGUUGAAUUGGAGUAAGAGAUUUGACAUAGCUUUAGGUACUGCAAAAGCUUGGAGAAGCAGUCACAACAUAUUUAAGGCCGUGCACUCACUUGGUGGCAUUGGUGGCACAAUUAUCACUCACGAGCAAGUUGGGAAGACUUUCUGGUAG